GCCACGGCACGCCACAUACUCGUCAAGAAUCCGGACGACAUCGAGAAGAUCCGUGGUGAAUUGGCCAAGGACUCGUUCGCAAAAGUUGCCCAGCAGUUUUCGACUUGUCCGAGUGCCUCGCAAGGAGGAUCACUGGGAUCAUUCUAUCCCGGGACCAUGGUGAAGGAGUUUGACGCCGUUAUCUUUGAUCCGGAAACCAAGUUGGGAGAGGUUGUGGGACCCGUGCAAACCCAAUUUGGCAACCACUUUAUUGUCGUGGACAAACGCUCGGGUGUUUAA
Phaeodactylum tricornutum CCAP 1055/1 is the source of this 279-nucleotide messenger RNA. RefSeq lists its product with no specific name. The transcript has a single exon. Gene Ontology annotation, molecular function: peptidyl-prolyl cis-trans isomerase activity. The annotation marks the transcript as partial. Lineage: Eukaryota; Bacillariophyta; Bacillariophyceae; Surirellales; Neidiaceae. The record is from RefSeq and is a predicted model, not a curated record.